Messenger RNA from Physella acuta, 855 nucleotides. Its product is annotated as mannose-P-dolichol utilization defect 1 protein-like. Lineage: Eukaryota; Metazoa; Mollusca; Gastropoda; Physidae. The record is from RefSeq and is a predicted model, not a curated record.
AUGACUGACAGCGUCACGGCCGACGAUCUACUGCUCCUGCUCUGCACGGCUCUCAGCUACUCUGUCAUGGUCAUCGCGUGCGUGUACAAGGCGCCGCAGGUGUACGCAGUCGUCAAGUCAGGCUCAUCUCUAGGCAUCAGCCUACAGAGCCUGAUCAUGGAGUUCACCUCAUACACAAUAGAAAUGACGUACCAGUACGCCAUGGACUACACUUUCAUCACGUAUUUUGAGAUCACGGUCAUGUGGGCCCAAGACGUUGUCUUAUUUUACGUAGUCCUCAAGAACAGACAUCUCCUGGGCCCUGGACUUAUACCUUACAUUGUGCUGUAUCCUUUAAACCAGAGGUUCCCAAACUGGGAGAUGUUCCCCAUCUUCGCCUUUUGGCGGACUUCAAAUUAUCUGCAUGAUUUGGCUCACAGUUCCUUAACAGUGGUCAGAUAUUGUGUUGCUAUGGCAGUGAUGGCCAAAAGAUGGUUGCCAGAUUGGAUCAUGUACGGUUUGAUACUAUCGACGGUUCCAGUCAUCACCGGCAGUAAGGGGGUCCAGUUGUGGAAGGUGCUGAAAACGAAAAAUCCCGGCAGUCUUAGCGCGCUAACCUGGGGCCUCCUUGCUUACAUGGCCGGAGCUCGCGUCUUGACGAACCUUCUCCUAAUCAAGGACGUCCCACUCUUGCUGAACGCCGCCAUCACUACAGUGCUAAACGUUGCCAUCAGUUCCUCCAUCCUGUUCUACAACUACAAGAAGAAAGCCAGGAGCAGGACCAGAGCUCAGUCCUCCCGAGUGUGGGAUUUGUGCACCGAUUUUUUACAGUACCUCCACCCAUUUUACCAGAGGCCGUUUGCACCCUGUCACUGA